GUCAAUGUCAACUUGUCAAGUUGAAAUGAAAACGUGAAAUCGUAUCUCGUGUGCCGCUUUAUUUAUUUAUCGUAAAUUUGGAUUUUUUUUGACUCAUUUGUUACAAUAACUUAUUGAUUCAAGGACUAGGGAAGUAAGAACCAGUCCUUCUGCCUUAUUUCCGGCGCUGCGGGAAUAGCAACCCCUCAGCCUUUGCGUGACAAAGUCACAAGCAUGACUCCCCUUCACAUCUUCCGCUUGUUGGCAUGAUGCUUGCGGCUUUGUCACAGCAGGCGGGGGCUGCUCUGUCAACUGCCACUAAGUUAUUUCACCAACCUCCUAGCUCAGAAACAAUAAAAUAUGUUUGUGCCUUUUGAAAGAACAACAAAUAAAAAUAAAGAAUAUUUAUAUAACAAUGCUCAUAUUUUAUAUUAUUUCAGAAAGUAGAAGAAUCAUGAUCAUUCCUGUGCGAUGCUUCACUUGCGGCAAAGUGAUAGGGAAUAAGUGGGAGGCAUACCUUGGCUUGUUGCAAGCAGAAUACACAGAAGGUGACGCAUUGGAUGCGCUCGGCUUGAAGAGAUAUUGCUGCAGAAGAAUGCUGUUGGGACACGUGGACCUCAUAGAAAAACUACUUAACUACGCGCCUUUGGAGAAAUAAAACAUCGUAUAAUAAGCACAUUAUGUUAAAUAGAAUAAUUCUAAUAUAAGUAAGUUAAGGCA
This is a messenger RNA of Chilo suppressalis (striped riceborer), 699 nucleotides long. The record is from the annotation of a GenBank genome assembly. NCBI's taxonomy places the organism in Eukaryota, Metazoa, Arthropoda, Insecta, Lepidoptera, Crambidae.